Molecule: messenger RNA, 1825 nt
Organism: Glycine soja
Lineage: Eukaryota; Viridiplantae; Streptophyta; Magnoliopsida; Fabales; Fabaceae
Product: protein WVD2-like 4
Exons: 8
Coding region: 137-1579 (480 amino acids)
Biological process (GO): regulation of mitotic spindle organization; mitotic spindle assembly; activation of protein kinase activity
Cellular component (GO): mitotic spindle; nuclear microtubule
Molecular function (GO): microtubule binding; protein kinase activator activity
Source: RefSeq, a predicted model, not a curated record
GGGAGCCUGAAGUAACGUUCCAAUUUUCUCUCCUCUUUCUCAACCCCUCUUCUUUCUCAUUGCACAACCACCACCACAAUAUUCAGUGACACAACCUUUCUCUUUCUUCCUCCGAUCGAAGCUCCCCCAUUUUCCGAUGGCCGCCGUAGCAUCAUCGCCAACGCCACUUGGGUCUCGAUCCAAGGCUCAACAAGAACCAUCCAAAAACAUCGAGAAUUUCGACCCCAACAAACAACAACAAAGCCCGGUUUCGAAACCCUCUUUUUCCUCUCCUUCUUCUUCGCCUCUCGUGAAAUCAAAGAAUCCUAAUAAAGUCGACUAUUUCUCCCCUAAGAACAAGAUCCGGCAGAGAAAGUUCUUGGUGGCAAAGAAGAAGAAAGAGAAAAAGGCAGAAGAAGAGGGUUCGGGUGCUGCUGCUGACUCUUGCAAGUGCAAAGCAAGUGGUGCAAAUGCAAACGAGAACAACAAGUGUGUGUGUGUGGCUUACAACAACCUAAGGAAGUCCCAGGAAGAGUUUUUCAAGAACAAUGAUGAUGGUGUUGUUGAUGAUGGUGAAGAAGAGGGUUUUGAGAGUGUGGUUGUUGAAGAAGAAAAAGGAGAAUCGUUAUUGGGGAAUGGUGAAGUGAGUGGUUUGGUUGUGAAGCGUAGGAGGGAGAGGUUGAUGGAAGAGGCGAGGAAGAGUGUUCUUCCUCAAAGUGGGUCUGGGAAAGUUAUGCAUUUGGUGAAGGCAUUUGAGAAGCUUCUCUCUAUUCCCAAAACCAAGGAGGAAGAAGAUGAGGAGGGAUCUCAAGAUCAAGAGAGGGUAGGGAAAUGGGCACUGCCAGGGUUGCAGCAACAACAAGUUUCUGAGAUUUCAUUUUGCCCACCAAACUGUGUCCUCACAUCGCAAAACCUUGGCUUGGAUCCGGGGGCAUCGGUUUCCUCUUCCUGGGAUAGCAGCCGUGCAAGCGUGUCUAGCAGGACUUCUACUGGGGGUCGAAGAAGCAGGAAAAAUAGCCUGGAAUCAUCAAGUACUUUUGGGAGAAGAAGGUUGAAAAAGAAGCAGCAGAAAGUCACUAGCCAAAAGCCAUUCAAGCUAAGAACUGAGCAACGUGGCAAGUUAAAAGAAGAAGAAUUUGUAAAGAAGAUACAAGAGAUGGCAGCAGUAGAAGAGAAGCAAAGGAUACCUGUUGCACAGGGUCUUCCUUGGACAACAGAUGAACCAGAGUGCUUGGUUAAACCUCCAGUGAAAGAAAUCACAAGGCCUGUUGACCUGAAGCUUCACAGUGAUGUGCGGGCAUUAGAUCGCGCUGAGUUUGACCAUCAGGUGCAAGAAAAGUUGAGCUUAAUAGAGCAAUACAAACUGGAAAGGGAGAGACAACAGAAGUUGGCAGAAGAAGAAGAACUAAGAAGGUUGAGGAAGGAACUCGUACCAAAAGCACAACCCAUGCCAUAUUUUGAUAGACCUUUUAUUCCAAGGAGGUCAAUGAAGAGUCCAACUAUACCUAGAGAACCCAAGUUUUAUAAUCAUAAGAAGAUCAAGUGCAGCUUAUCAUCAUGGAACGAUAUAAGCCCCUACUCCUCCUCCUGCCUUAAUUAAGUUCCAAAGCUUAUUUGUUGAUGUGAACUGUGAAGUGAAUAAUAUUCUUUCAUCCCCUUACCCCACUUCUCUGAAUAAUCUUCAGUUUUGUAUGCAGGCAACAAAUUUAGUUGCAUAUGCUCUCUCUCUCUCUCUCUCUCUUUUUGAUCUUUGGUCUUUUGUACAGUGUUUGAAAGAUAACCUGAGAUAUUGUCUUCCAAAGAACCAUCAAUUCACAGUGAACUAAUUUAAUUGCAAAUUCUUCUC